This is a messenger RNA of Pseudonaja textilis, 3664 nucleotides long. Its product is annotated as alpha-1,6-mannosyl-glycoprotein 4-beta-N-acetylglucosaminyltransferase-like. Gene Ontology annotation, molecular function: acetylglucosaminyltransferase activity. Gene Ontology annotation, biological process: protein N-linked glycosylation. Lineage: Eukaryota; Metazoa; Chordata; Lepidosauria; Squamata; Elapidae. The record is from RefSeq and is a predicted model, not a curated record.
GGCUGGAGUUCAAGGAAAGGGAAAGAGAGAGAGACCGACCGGCGGAAAGAGAACUGCUGCGUCGCGGCUGAGCAAUCGGCGUGGGCAUGACGGCUUAACUAGGAAACUAAGGCUGGGCUCGGAAGAGACGGCCGUUUCGAUCCCGAGAUUCGCCCACAGUUGCUGACCGCGAGGCAGGUUAGGCCGCUCUCUAUUCUGCCCCCCGAAGUGCCCAUAAAUCUCGCGGGCCUUUUCGCUAUUUUCUCUUCCAAGCUCCGGGCACGUGUCUGUGUUGAGAUAGCAUCCAAUUAAAGGGAGGCGCGUUAAGGCGAGGUCUGCGUUUCUCGGACAAAGGUCAGCUUGCGUCGGGGUUCGGCUCCUUAAACAAAAGACCGGAGGAGCGUUUUCUUCUGUCGGGAGCAAAGGGUUUGAGGUGGAGUUGCUGGGAAGUUUCCCGAAAGGGUGCUGAGGAAGCCGCCUCUUUUCGGAUUGCUCAUUGCGCGAAGCGGGACGGAUGGAUGCGGCGCUCCGGUUUGUGCUGAGGGAAGUUAACUAAAUUCAGUAGCGGUUUCUCCAAAUGACAUGGUGAGAACUGAACGCUUGCAGACUCACUAGCUUCUAACACAUUCUUUCCAAAGUAUCCAUUGUCAUGAGGUGUUCCCUGAAACGAUCACUUGCAACAGCCUUUUCUCUCUUUGUGUUCCUACUCAUCAUGAAUCUGACUUCUUGGCACCAUGAAGAUCUUGUGAUGAAUGAUAUUCAGAAAUGGGCUCAAACAGUGGGCCUGCCUCAUAUUGCGACUGACUGGACCGUUUAUAGUCUCCGAACAUUUAUCAAUGCCACCAACACACUGAAUAUCUCUUAUGAUUACCUUGCUGGGUUGCCUCCACUCAAGAAAAAGUUUCUGACAUUAGGACUCUGUUCUAUCAAGCGGAUGAGAGAGGCCUAUCUCCUGGAUACUCUGACAUCCAUCUUUGAACAAUCUUCUCAAGACGAGCUGAAGGAAAUGGUGGUAGUGGUACAUUUAACAGAUGCAGACCGUAAAUGGAAUUCUCAAAUGGCGCUGGAAAUUGCCAGAAGGUUUCCUGAUCAGCUCCAUCAGGGAAACCUAGUAGUUAUCCACACGCCUCUUGAAUAUUACCCUCCCUUGGAAGGCCUAAAAAGGAAUUUUAAUGAUCCUGAGGAUCGGGUGCGCUUUCGAUCAAAACAGAAUGUUGAUUAUGCUUACCUCAUGAACUUUGCAUCCAACCUCUCCACCUACUACCUCAUGAUUGAGGAUGAUGUCCAUUGCACCAAACACUUCCUCACAGUAAUCAAAAGAAAUCUGGCAUCCCUGGAGGGCACUUCUUGGGUCACUCUGGAAUUUUCCAAACUUGGUUACAUUGCCAAACUCUAUCAUUCUACUGACAUCCCCAGGCUUGCUCGAUUCCUCAUGCUCUUUUACCAAGAGAUGCCUUGUGAUUGGCUUUUUGUGCAUUUCCGUCUCCUGCUUACGCAAAAGGAGGAAAUUCGUUUCAGGCAAUCCCUUUUCCAACACAUUGGUCACUAUUCUUCCUUCCAGGGCACUCGAAACAGACUGAAAGAUGAGGACUUUGAAGAGGAUUUCUCUAAAUUCCCUGACAAUCCCCCAGCAGAUAUAAUAACCGAUAUUGGAACAUUACAGAAUCAUAUACCCAGUAAGGCUUACAGUCGUGUGAUAGGCUACUUUUGGGGCAAGGCUCCAUCUGCUGGCAACUCCUUCACACUUAUCUUUAAACAGGCUGCCCCCAUCUUCCGCAUCCAGAUCUAUACAGGCUCUCAAGCGUACCCAGAUAGCUAUCUCCAUGAAGGGCUUGUAGCAUUGGGCACUCAUAAAUUGCAUACACCAAGAGCAAGAUGUGCUAACUAUGUCACCAUUGGGCACUUUGCCAAAGGAAAUUUUGACAAGCAGAGCCUAGAGAGUACUACUACCUCUGACCCACAUUGUGUGCACAUUUUGGUAACUAACACUCAGACUGAGACGUUGAUAAUAAAUAACAUAAGCAUCUGGAUAAAGCCUAAAGUCUGACUCCAUUUGAAUGAUCAGGAUCUCUCGCAGUAUAAGAACAUUGCUUGAAGACAGAUCCUUUCUGGAUACAAGAAUCCAAGAUGCAGUGGAAGAAGUCAAUUCUGUGUUCUCGGUCCUAAAGAUGAUAUAUUUGUGAUUUAUUAUCUUACAGCAUCAGAGCCUGCUAACAAUGUUCUUCAAAAGAUGGCUACAACUUGCAUUGUCUUCUGCUUGUCAGAGACCCUCCUUUUCCAAUUGAGUGUUUCCUGGAUUAUUUUGUAUCAAUCUCUUUUUCAUUGUCCCCACAACAGGAGAGGUUUGUAGCUCUAUAUGAAAAAACAAUAAGCUAGGACCCGAUCCAUGGCCUGUUAGGAACCAGACUGCAUAGCUGGAGUGAGCAGCGAGUGAGUGAAAUUGCACAUGCGUGGGAUCUAGUUUGUGUUCUCCAUGUCCUCCCCCCACUCCAUUCCCGGUUCUUGGAAAAAUUGUCUUCCACAAAAUUGGUCCCUGGUGCCAAAAAGGUUGGGGACCACUGAGAUAGGAAGCUGAAAUAAGCUCAGCUGACAGUAUAGGAAACAGCUGUGUUUCAAAAACAACUUCCUGUGUUUCUGCUAUUCAAGGUUACUAUCUUUAAAAAUGAUAGUUUGGAAAGAUGAAGGUGAUGUGAUAAAAGUUCCUAAAAGCAUAAUGUGUAACUUUAGAUCUGUUGACUUCUAAAUCAAAUUCAAGGAUGUGCUCUUUGGCUUCAGAGAUAGCUUGUUCUAGCUCCAUCACUGUUAGUACUUGAAUUGAGAAGCCACAUAAAGAAAAAUGAUUGUGUUUGUGUGCAGGGGUUUUCAAUAAGGAUUUAAAUAUAUCUAUAGGAGUGUUUAGGGCUAAUGAGUCACUUCUGUAGUUUUCAUCCUUGCGACAUGGCCUUGCAAAUGACAGGGCAAUAAGUGAUUCAGGUGAGUAACUAACUGUUCAGUUAGAUGAAGUAAUUUUUGCAGAAGUGCAAUCUUUUUUUUUUUCUAAAACCAUAAGAAUAUUUUGUACAUCAGCACUGCUGAAGAAAUAUUUUUAGAUAUUUUUCUUAACAAAAUGUGUCCAAACACAUAUUUAAUGAAUCUUUCUAAUUUAAAAUUAUGAUUGCAUAAUAUGUUUUACAUAAAAUGCUGACUGAUGAAUGUAAUUUAAACAGCUGUCCCAUAAUCUAAUAUAGCUUUUCCCAACCUUGGUCCUCCAGAACUCAUAUCAUUCUGCAGAAGGAAUAGCCUUAAAGAUAGGAAGAAGAAUUGUUACCAAAACAAUGGUCAGAUAAAAAAGGCCUCAAUCUCAGUCAAGGAAGUAACUUGAGAAAAUAUCUCACACAAGCCCUUCUCUAGUUCACAUAGCGAUAGAAGGAGGGAGAAUGAUGCACAUUCAGACUUGCAAGAUUCUGUUGUUAUACCUUUACAAUAAAAUAAUACUGACCUAUAUCCCAUUUCUAGAAACGGGGAGGGUGGGCUUUAAAGUUUAAUAUAUUUUGGGCGGUUAAUAGUUAAUAGCUUUUUUGAACGUAUUUAGUCGAUUUGAUUGAUUUGUAUAUUUGAGAUACUUGUUAAGAGAAUGUGAUGUAAAAUGGUAAUAUACAAUAUACAAGUAUGGUAUAGAUCCAUGAUGGCGAAUCUAUGGCACGCA